AUGGAAAGUGUGCCCGCAAAUUCGCGGACUCCGCUGCUGUCACAUGGCUGGCAUGUGGCAGCACCGCCACCAUCGCCCACCCGUGAUGCACAAAGAGGCUCACUCACCUUCUUCACUUCGUGCCGCGCUGCUGCGUUUACCUGGUUUGUUGGCAUAAGCACCCUGCAGCACGGUUUGCGGAGGCGAACUCGAAGAGCAGCGGGCACUGAGUGGAAGCAAAAGCACUUGGCUAUGGAGCUCUCUGGGCUGCCGAGCCAUCCGUCGAAGAAUGUCAAGUUGGAGCAGUAUGCGACUGAUGGAGAUAUCGCCGCCUUAUGGCUGUUGGGGAUCAACGCCCAGGAUCCAUUUGCCAACAUGGACAAGGGCGUAGUGGAUCUUGGUGCUGGAAAUGGCAUACUGGGCAUUGGGGCGCUGCUUCUCGGUGCCCCACGCGCUGUCUUCGUUGAGGUGGAUCCUGCAGCAGCUGACGCAAUUGAAGAAGGACUCGAGGCACAGAGCCUGUCAGCCCGCUCUCGUGUAUUGUGCUGCGAUGUGGAGGAGGUGGUGGAUGAUCCAGACUGUGUUGGUGACCUUGUUCUUAUGAACCCGCCUUGGGGACAGCAGAGAAAGUCUGCAGACAGAGCUUUCCUGCAGGCCUCCAUUGCAUUGGCGAAGACUUCGGUGCACCUGAUGCACAGUGCUGGUGCUGUGCAUGUGGAGCCGUGGGCGCGAGACCAUGGCUGGAAAGCUGUCAAGUGGCUUGAUGUGGAGUUUCCACUACCAAGAAGAUAUGCGCAUCAAACUCAGCGCAGAGGCUUCACGCCGGCUGCUAUGUGGCGGAUCUCAAGGGAAAUCUCGAUGAGCAGGGAUGAGAGCAAGCCGAGGAGAGUUCUGUCGGACGAUCUGUUCUGA
Messenger RNA from Symbiodinium sp. CCMP2592, 891 nucleotides. NCBI's taxonomy places the organism in Eukaryota, Dinophyceae, Suessiales, Symbiodiniaceae. The record is from the annotation of a GenBank genome assembly.